This is a messenger RNA of Pararge aegeria (speckled wood butterfly), 3917 nucleotides long. It is a transcript of the gene Tmf, whose product is annotated as TATA element modulatory factor. Bases 292 to 3759 code for a protein of 1155 amino acids. NCBI's taxonomy places the organism in Eukaryota, Metazoa, Arthropoda, Insecta, Lepidoptera, Nymphalidae. The transcript has 10 exons. The record is from RefSeq and is a predicted model, not a curated record. Gene Ontology annotation, cellular component: endoplasmic reticulum; Golgi apparatus.
UAAUUUAUAUUUCUUGUUAUUUUAUGCUGUCGUAAAUUUUACAACGAGUUAUUUAAAUUCAAAUAAAGAUACUGUAUUUCCCAUAAACAGUAAACUAUGAUAAUAAUUGUGUGAACUGUGAAGAUAAACACGAAAUGGAAUGCUGCAAACGUCAUUUGAAGAAACUCGAGUUGUGAUUUAUUUUUUCUGUGAUUUUUUGGAAAACAAUACGAAAUAUUUGUGACUUGUGUGCUUUUGUGCUAAACACGACGUUUUCUUCAAAACGUUAUACGUGUCUAAUGUGUUUAAAAUAUGAAUUGGUUCGAUACGUCGGGGUUGACGAGCUUAGCCAAGUCAGCAUUGAAAGAGGCACAGAAGACUAUAGAUAAAGCUUUAGAUAUACAAGAAGAUAGCAGUGAAGAACAAGAAGACGAGACAAAUGCUCCCUCAAGUACUAAAUCUUCGCCCGGAGGCGGUAACGUACCACAAAAAGAUAACUCAGAUUUUUUUUCCUCUUGGGGCUUAAGCAUGAGUGCUGAGGGCGGAAAGUCCGAAGAAACAGGCGAAAAAACCGUAGUGACAGAGAGCCCUUCUAAAUCUAGCUCCCAAAGAAUGUGGGGUUCUUUUGCUGGUUCUUUUUUUGACCAAUCGAAAUCUGAUACCAAUGCCAAAGUAUCUGAUACAAAUACCGUAAUCCGGCCUCCAAAAGCUAAAUCUAUGAAUGUUAUUUCUGAUAAAUACGAUAGUCAAGAUGAUUUGUUUUCGAAAAGUCAACUUGUUAUGUCUGAUGGUGCUGAAUGUUUGAGUUUAAAAAAGGAGGAGUCACCUAAAAUGGAUGAUAGACGAAAUUCUUCAAUGUCAAAUGUAUUAUCCUUUGUAUCAAGCAGAAACAGCUCUGACUCAGUUGAGGUUCUGUCGCAAAGUUUGAAGUCCACACCUGAUUCUGAGGCAGCAUCUUGCCAAUCCAUAUCACAUAGUAGUAGUGCUGGCUUAAAGCUCAAUUCGGAAUCUGUGGAGAUCUUACCUGAUAGUCUAGUAAGCCCCAGUUCAAUUGAAUGCUUAGGUUUUGAUAGCUAUGCAAGUGAUAAAAACAGUAGCUCUUCCUCCAAUCUGUCGGCAAGUUAUUUAUCAGAUAAGAAGUCGACACCAGUUGGUGAGCAAACUGAAAAAGCUGACACGGCAGACAGUGUGAGUUUAGUUGCUGACGAUGAUGAGGAUACAAUGUCUUACAACUCUAUUUCAGAAUGUACUGCACCCACUGUUUUAGAUACUGAUGAUAAACCUCUAAGCCCUUUCCCAAAAAUAGCUAGAAUUGAAGCUAGGAGACCUACUGAUAAAGAAUUUUCAAAUGUUGAUCAGCCGUUGCUCAUUUCUCACAAAAUGCAAAUAAGUGAAAACUCAUCAAAUGAUGGUUCAUGGUCUGAUAGGACUUUAAAUGCAGACAACGAAAGCAUUUCACACGAAAAUUCAGCAGACGAGCAGAAAAAAGCUACAGACCAAGAAGAUGUAUUAAUGGAGAAAUUGAGUGAUUCAUCCUCAUUUUGUAAUAUUAACGUAUCAGCUGAUUUGGUGGCGUCUGAAAGUUCUGCUUUCGUUAAUAUUCAGAAUAAGCAGUGUAGUGUGCCAGAAAGUAGUGAAUCAUCUCAGAAAGAACCAAGUGUAAAGGAACGGAUAUCACCAGUCAGUUCAGAAAGUAAAAGUGAUUUAGUGAAAAUCGGUUCCGACAGAACAUCUGGUCACACAUCAGGGGAUGAACUAGAAACAGCUACAUCAUCGGACAUAGAAAUAAUUCCUAGUCCCAAUGGAGAAAGUAGCAAUGGAUGCAGAAAUAGCCCUGGGAAAUAUGGCUUAAAACAAAAAGUUGACGGAGCAUCGUCACCUAAUUUAGUAGACUUGGUCCUUGGUAAAAGCUUAGCAAGUAAAAUCCGUGGACACAAUAGGGAAUUGUCAGAGGCUUCAGUACAGAGCAACACAAGUGAUGAAAGCCAGUCAGAGAAUGAUAAAUUAAUGCGCAGAUUGUGUGAAAUGGCAGAAAUAUUAGAUGCUAGAGAGAAUAGACUGACAGAACUUACUAGAAAUAAUGCAGAGUUAACUGAAUCUAACACUAGUUUAAAGCAUCAAGUUGAAGCUUUAAUGGUGAAGCAUGAAGGAGGGGAUAUUAAUACAAUAACUGAGGAAUACACCCAGAGGUUGUCAGCACUUGAGAAGAAAUUUCAACAGGUGAUUAGAGAAAAGGAUCAGUUAAGGCAUCGUCUAGACAAUUACAAAACUGAAGUAUGCCGGAAGAACUCUUCGGAAUUUGAGAGCAGCUUAAAGGAAAAGGAGGAGAUCAUAGCCCAGCUACAGGAGGAGGGGGAGAAACUUGCACGCCAGGAGUUGCAGCAUUCCAAUAUCAUCAAGAAGUUGCGGGCCAAAGAGAAGGACAACGAACAAGUUAUUAAGGGUUUGAGAGACAAACUAGCAGAGCUGACAUCGGAGCUAGAGCGUGUCAAGCGAUCAAUGGCGUCCAAGGAAGAGGUGGAAGUUACCCAGAUUGAAGCCGUGUACCGGCUGACUAAUGCCAACAAGAAGCUGGAGACUGAACUUAUAGAGACCAAGGGCGCGCUGGACGACGCGAGUCAGAAGCUGGAGGGCGCGCGCACGUCGCUGGACGCGCUGAAGCACGAGCUGGCGGACGCGCAGCGCGGUGCCGCUGAGCGGCAACAGCAGCAGGCGGCGGGCGCGGCCUUGGCGGACAAGUGCGAGCGCGCCGAGCGGGACGUCGCGCUCUUGCGCCACGAGCUGCGACAGCUGCGCGACGAGCGAGUCCGCGAGGAGCAGCGCUGGGUGGCGCGCGCGGAGGCGCUGCGGCGCGAGGCGGCGGAGGCGCGCGAGGCGGGCGAGGCGCGCGCGGCGGGCGAGGCCGAGGCGCCGGCCGCGCUGCUGCAGCAGCUGGCGGCGCUGCAGCGCGGCGCGGUGGAGCGCGAGCGCGCGCACGCCGCCGCGGCCGCGGGGCUGGCGGCACAGCUCGCGGAGGCCGAGACGCAGGCGAGCAGGGCGCGGGAGCGCGAGCGCGCGGCGCGCGACGAGGCCGCGGCGCUGGGCUCGCAGCUGGCGGCGGCGCACCGCGACCAGCUGGCCGGCAGCCGCGCCGUGCGCGAGCUGAGCGAGCGGUGCCGCGCGGCCGAGGAGAUGCAGGCCGCGGCGCAGGAGUUGCUGGACCGCAAGAGCAACGAGAUGGAGAGCUUGAAGCAAGAAUCCGAGACAGAAAUAACGGCGCUCAAGGCGAGAGUGAGCGAGAUAGAAACACAACUAGCCGAAUGUCAAAGUAUUUUAGAGACUGAGAGGAAACGGAACGCUAUAUUACAAGAACAAGUAUCCACACGUGGAGACGUGUCCCCCUCCCAGUCUAUCGCGUCAGACUCAUUCUCCACUUCGUUUUGGCAAACGGAGGAGGGUGCGGGUGCGGGUGCGGGCGCGGGCGCCGGCGCGCUGUCGGCGGCGGGCGUGGAGGACGCGCUGGCGGCGCUGACCCGCAAAGAGGGCGAGCGACGCGGCCUGUCCGCCGCGCUGGCCGCCAUGCGCGAGGAGCGCGCGCGCACCAACGACCGCCUGGCAGACCUGCAGGCCAAGCUGCAGGACUACCAGAGCCUGCAGGAGCAGUACGACGCGCUGCUGCAGAUGUACGGCGAGAAGGAGGAGCAGCUGCACGAGCUGCGCCUCGACCUGCAUGACGUCACGCAGCUCUACAAGGCGCAGCUGCACGACCUGCUGGCGCUGCGCCAGGCCGCGCCGCGGUAGCGCCCGGGCCCCGUCUACACACGACUCCUAGGGAAAACAAGGCGGAUCGUGAAGUUCUUGGGACACUUGACAGAUGAAAAAAGUAUAAAUUCGUUCUUUUGGUAGUUAUACUUCUUUUGGCGCGUUAGGGAAAAAUGUUGAGGGUAAAUUUUUACGAU